Dothidotthia symphoricarpi CBS 119687 is the source of this 330-nucleotide messenger RNA. RefSeq lists its product as uncharacterized. The record is from RefSeq and is a predicted model, not a curated record. Bases 1 to 330 code for a protein of 109 amino acids. The transcript has a single exon. NCBI's taxonomy places the organism in Eukaryota, Fungi, Ascomycota, Dothideomycetes, Pleosporales, Dothidotthiaceae.
AUGCCGAGCUGGGAGCAGAUUGGAACUUGUUCUCUGCAUUGUCUACGACAUGCCGGCAUUGAAAUGCCGGCAUGUCAAAUGAACCACAUCGCUCCCGAUGAUGGGUUUGGAAUCAACUCGUGGAACUGCAGCAGAGCGCUCGGCUCCCCGAUGAAUCUCUCAGGUCAACUGGCUACCUCAACCGUUACCAUGAGUUCGUUGAACUUUGACAAGCACUUGUCUGAGGAGGGCUCUUUCGUGGGCGAGAUCAAUGUCGACCGGUUCGACAAUGAUACCAUAUCCAAUGCCACGCCCGAAGAGGCAAACGAGAUGUGGAACAAUCCGUGGUAG